AUGUUCCGUGCGAUGGAGCCCCGCGCGCACACCAGCGGCGGGGUGCAGCUGCGCGGAUUCGAGCCCCCGCGGGAGGAAUCCGCUCUUCCGGCGGAAGAGAUCCGCGCAGAGCCGCCACACCCGAGUUUUUCUUCUGGCGACGGCGCGCGGGUGCGCGGAAUGACCAAGAUGAGCCGCCGCCUAUGGGGAAGCGGGCGCCCCUGGUCUCCCCCCAGAAUGUACAGCCGCCGCCUGUGGGGGAGCGGGAGACCGUGGUACCCAGAGGAACGGGGGUGGUCGACUGCAGCAUCAAGGCACUUCACCCAUACUGUUCCUCUCCACCACCCUUCAAUCAUUACCUCCCCCAUCAACAUAUAUCAUUCACCCACUCAAUUUCCCCACCCACUCCUUUCCACCACCCACUCCUUUCCCCCACCCACUCCUUUCCACCACCCACUCCUUUCCACUACCCACUCCUUUCCCCCUCCCACUCCUUUCCCCCACCCACUCCUUUCCCCCACCUACUCCUUUCCCCCACCCACUAAUUUCCCCAACCCCCUCGUUUCCCCCACCCACUCCUUUCCCCCACCCACUCCUUUCCCCCACCCACUCCUUUCCCCCACCCACUCCUUUCCCCCACCCACUCCUUUCCCCCACCCACUCCUUUCCCCCACCUACACCUUUCCCCCACCUACUCCUUUCCAUUCCUCCACCCACUCCUUUCCCCCACCCACUCCCGAUGUCUGGCUGUACGGCAAGGAAAGCUCGGGACUGGUACUAGACCUGGUGAAUAACCCGGUUGGGCCAUUCCUUCCACCUGCUCAAGCCAAGCUGGAGGAGGCAAAUAAGUACCACUCCAUCUGUACCUCUCAGAGCGAGCUGAUGUCAUGCUAUGGCAUAUCGUUCAACCAACAGUCUCCCUCCCCACCAUAUCCUUCUAAUCAAAUCCGUCCAUAUCCUGUCAUACCCCCCCAUACCCUCCAUAACCAUCCACAUCCUUCCGCACCCCUCCAUACCCCUCCAUACCCCUCCAUACCCCUCCAUUUCCCUCCAUACCCCUCCAUUCCCCUCCAUACCCCUCCAUUCCCCUCCAUACCCCUCCAACCCUCAUACCCUUCUCAGAGCGAGCUGAUGUUAUGCUAUGCAUAUCAUCAUCAUGCAGUCUCCCUCUCCAAAUUUCCUUCCAAACCCCUCCAUACCCCUCCAAACCCCUCCAUACCUCUCCAACAUCACAUACCCUUCUCAGAGGGAGCUUAUGUCAUGCUAUGGCAUAUCGUUCAACAGCCUCUUCACCAUCACCAACAUGCCUGUCAAGAGGUCUCUGCCUUCAACCCGGCAGCAGUGGGCAACGAGAUGUGCCGAAACCUCAUCCGCUUUACAAUCCCACCCCAUCUUCCGCCUCUUCCCCCCAACCCUUUCUCUCCCAUUCUCUCCCCUGCCUCUCCCCUCACCCGCGCAGAUCUCUGCCUUCAACCCAGCAGCAGUUGGCUACGUGAUGUGUUUGUUUAG
Molecule: messenger RNA, 1488 nt
Organism: Closterium sp. Naga37s-1
Lineage: Eukaryota; Viridiplantae; Streptophyta; Zygnematophyceae; Desmidiales; Closteriaceae
Source: the annotation of a GenBank genome assembly